AUGGGGCAGCAGUUCAGCUGGGAGGAGGCGGAAGCGGCCGGUGAGAUGGACGUGGCCCAGCUUCAGGAGUGGUACAAGAAGUUCGUGGUGGAGUGCCCCAGUGGCUCUCUCUUCAUGCACGAGUUUAAGUGCUUCUUCAAGGUCACAGGCAACGAGGAGGCCACCGAGUUUGUAGAGGGCAUGUUCCGAGCCUUCGACAAGAAUGGGGACAACACCAUCGACUUCCUGGAGUAUGUGGCAGCCCUGAACCUUGUGCUGAGGGGCACCCUGGAGCACAAACUCAAGUGGACCUUCAAGAUCUACGACAAGGACUGCAACGGCCGCAUCGACCGCCAGGAGCUGCUCGACAUUGUGGAGGCGAUCUACAAGCUGAAGAAAGCCUGCAGGGUGGAGAUGGAGUGUGAGCGGCAGGGACAGAUGCUCACCCCCGAGGAGGUGGUGGACAGAAUCUUCCUCUUGUUGGAUGAGAAUGGAGACGGCCAGCUGUCUCUGAAUGAGUUCAUGGAAGGUGCCCGUCGGGACAAGUGGGUGAUGAAGAUGCUGCAGAUGGACGUGAACCCCAGUGGCUGGAUCUCUCAGCAGAGGCGGAAAAGUGCCAUGUUCUGAGGAGUCGGGGGUCCUGGGAGCCCAGUAUGUGUCCACAGGCCCCUCCAGGACUCCAGGCUCACCAGGUUUCCCGAAGAGCCAGAGGGUCCCUGGCUCAGCCUGCUUGUGCCCACUCUUAUCUGGCGCCCCCCUAUGAAAGGGACUGGGCCGAGGCGGGUG
Molecule: messenger RNA, 765 nt
Organism: Mustela lutreola (European mink)
Lineage: Eukaryota; Metazoa; Chordata; Mammalia; Carnivora; Mustelidae
Gene: GUCA1B
Product: guanylate cyclase activator 1B
Exons: 4
Coding region: 1-606 (201 amino acids)
Biological process (GO): visual perception
Cellular component (GO): photoreceptor inner segment; cone photoreceptor outer segment
Molecular function (GO): calcium sensitive guanylate cyclase activator activity; calcium ion binding
Source: RefSeq, a predicted model, not a curated record